AUGGAAGAAGAGAAAAACCAAUUAGUUAAUGAAGUUGAAAGCAGAAUUAAGAAGAUUAUGGAUAAUCCAGACAAAAUGGAUAAGCAGUGGAUGAAACGUUCAAUCUACAAUAUACCAGCUUCUGUCUCAGACCUUAACAAGCAAGCCUAUCGGCCUCAGGUAGUCUCCUUUGGCCCUUUCUGUGUUUAUGAUUGUUAUAUCAGGCCAACGCAGGCACACAAGCACAGAGCUGCUGUUCAUUUUCUAAGAAGAAGUGGGAAGCCUAUUUCGCUUCUUGUUGAAUCAUUAGCUGAAGCUGUUGAUGAUUUAAAAGAGUCGUAUGGAUAUGGUGUUAAUGAUUGGAGUCAGUACAAUUUGCUGGAAAUGAUGAUUGUUGAUGGGUGUUUCAUGUUGGAAAUACUACACUUUAAUUCUGAUGGUCUCAAUGAUUAUGGUCCUGAUGAUCCAAUCUUUAGCAAACAUGGCAAGCUAUUCAUCAUGCCGUAUAUCAGGCGUGACAUGUUGGUGCCUGAAAAUCAGUUGCCAAUGCUUGUCCUGGAGAGGCUACUUCCUGUUGAAAGAGGAGCAGAAACGAGUGCAGAGUAUAUCAACAAGCUCAUUCUCAACUUUUUCUUUCCUAACACUGCCAUCCCAGUUCGGGAAAAGUGCGUACAUGUGCUAGAUUUGUACAGGAGAAGCCUGCUUCAGCCUCAGGCUUCGGAGAAAACCCAUUACAGCAUAUCAGAAGACGUCCAUAAAGACCAUGACAAUGUCUAUAUUAGGUCUGCUACAGAGCUCAAUCUAGCUGGAAUCCAAUUCCAGAAAAGCGAAACCAGAUGCUUAGAUGACAUCUCAUUCCAAGGAUUCAUCCUCAGCCUCAGACUGAGUAAAUAUUUCUGA
Molecule: messenger RNA, 879 nt
Organism: Manihot esculenta (cassava)
Lineage: Eukaryota; Viridiplantae; Streptophyta; Magnoliopsida; Malpighiales; Euphorbiaceae
Product: UPF0481 protein At3g47200
Exons: 2
Coding region: 1-879 (292 amino acids)
Source: RefSeq, a predicted model, not a curated record